Messenger RNA from Ostrinia furnacalis (Asian corn borer), 2285 nucleotides. RefSeq names its product cell division cycle protein 45 (gene Cdc45). Lineage: Eukaryota; Metazoa; Arthropoda; Insecta; Lepidoptera; Crambidae. Gene Ontology annotation, molecular function: single-stranded DNA binding; chromatin binding; DNA replication origin binding. Gene Ontology annotation, cellular component: DNA replication preinitiation complex. The record is from RefSeq and is a predicted model, not a curated record. The transcript has 11 exons. Gene Ontology annotation, biological process: DNA replication initiation; double-strand break repair via break-induced replication; mitotic DNA replication preinitiation complex assembly. The coding region runs from base 133 to 1743 and encodes 536 amino acids.
ACAGUUAAAGUUUGACCUUUUGACAAUCGCAGACAGCAGGUGUUUAUUUGUGGGUUUCUUUCGCCGAAAAUUGCCUGUUUUCACCAUGAAAAGAUGAUAUUUUGAUGAUCCUGGUGUUCUUUCGGUUCAAAGAUGUUCAUUGAAGACCUCAGGAAUGAUUUUUAUAACGUAUUACUUGGAAAUAGGGUUCUUCUGUUAGUGCAUUACGACGUAGACGCGAUAUGUGCGUGUAAGAUCCUCCAGGGGCUGUUUAAAUGUGAUAAUAUAUCGUAUACGUUGGUCCCAGUGGGGGGUGUGUCGGAGUUGAAGACAGCGUAUGAAGAAAACAAUGAGGAGAUCAAAUUCGUGGUGCUGGUGAACUGUGGCGGGACCAUAGACCUGGUGGAUAUCCUGCAGCCCGAGGAGGAUGUAGUGUUUUUUGUGUUGGACUCGCAUAAACCCACAGACAUUUGUAAUGUGUAUAGUGAUGGGCAGGUGAGACUAGUCUAUAAGGAUACUGAAGAAAACAUUCCUAAUUUCGAUGACAUUUUUAGAGAUGAUGAAGAAGAGGAACAGGAGCCCCAAGGCAGCGGCAUGGAAGCCCUGGAGGCAGCCGUGGAGAAGCGCCGCGAGAGGCGCGCGUGGGAGGAGCGCCGGCACACGCUCAUGUUCAACUACACACAGUUCUCCUAUUAUGGGAAGCCCAGCGCGUGCGUAGCCUUAGACCUAGCCUGGCUAGUGUCGCGCUGCGGCGGCGCGGCGCUGUGGGCGGCGGCCGUGGGCGCGGCCUCGCACGAGGCGCUGCACGCGCGCCCGCCCGCCCAGGCGCUGCUGGACGCCGCUUCGCUGCACCGGCUCGUGGCGGGCGGGCAGCACGCGGCCGGCGACACCAAUGUGAGUGGCUGCGUGGUGCUAGAAAAAGACGUGUGGUUGCCGCUAUACCGCUCGUGGUCGGUGGAGGCGGCGCUACGUCACGCGCCCGCUACCGGCCCGUAUCUCAAGUUACACACGCUGGCUGGAGCCGCCAGACUAAGGCAGCUGCUAGCUGAUAUGGGCUUCCCCCUCCAACAAGCGCGGCAGGCGUACCGUUCAAUGGAUGUGGAACUCCGGCGCUGCCUGCUGUCCGCCCUCGAGGCCGCCGCGCCCAAGCACGAGCUGCCGCCGCCCACGCGCGCCGCCUUCGUGCUGCAGCGGCCGCACGCGCCGCCCAGGCCGGCCCACGACCUGGCGUACGCGCUGCUGGGGCUCAUCGAGCACGUGACGUUGCCCAUUGCAAGACACUUCAAGUUGAUUAAUUCAUCGUGGGUCACUGGGGGUCACCGGGACACUGGGCCCGCGGGACUACAGGCGGCCCAACGCGCGCUGGAAGCAGUCGCGCGCCUCGUGCACGCCACGCUCAGCGCGCGCCGCCUGCACCUCGCCGGGCCCUUCGGCUACUUCAUCGUGCAGGAGGGUACACCAGAAGCGCGCUUCGUCCGCGGACCACAUUGGCUGGGCGUGGCAGCGCGAUGGGCAUCGAGCGCAUGCGGCGGUGCUCGGCCUUUACUAGCCAGUGCUCCGCUUGACGACGCCACGUGUCUACUAGUCGGAAUCCCGCCGCGCUUCGAUCAGGAGCCCAGAAACUUGUUCGGGGCAGCAUUCGAGCAAGCGGCGCGCAAGAGCGGCGCAUCAGUGUCCCUGGACCUGUUAGACGCGUCAGUAAUCACGCUGCCGACGUCACAGCGGCCGCAGUUUCUCGACGCGCUCACCGCCUUGCUGGCGUGAAACACAUUCUUUUAACGCUGUCAUACAACGCUACCGUAACGAUUGCAUUGUUGGGUUGGUGAUGUGAUGUAAUAAUGUAGGAAACAGGGUUACAAUGUUUACUGCAUUGGAUUUGGACGUUACUGUCUCCAGCGUCAGACUAGCUCAUUUCUGUUGUAAUUAAACACUGCUAGAGAAGUAACUGAGACUGUUCUAUUGUAAUAGCCGCCUUAACUAUGAGUGCCACAACACAUCUACAAAUCAAUCCCAGGAUAACCUUCUUGAAAGUAAAGUUGAUUUUGACACUAAUUUCUGCAUCGGUGUCUUAUGAAGGAUUAAAAUGAAAACUGUACAAAUAUAGGAUUAAAGGAAUCGAAUGGCUUGUUAUUUUAAUUUGAUUUCAUUGAUUAGUGUGUAAUAUAUUUUUUAAUACUUGAUUGCCUGAUUUAGCAUUUAAUAUUGUUAAUGUAUUUUAAUCACAAUUACAAUUUUCUAAUUAAUUUCCUAUCAUGAAAUCGCAUUGUAUUCAAACAAUACUCACCCAAAGUAAUGAUAGAGAUCAA